AUGUCCGAGGAGCGCAGCAAGAUCUCCCUCCGGAGCGGCCCCAAGCGCAAGGGUCGCCCAACCAUCUCCGCGCCGAGGCAGAUCUCGAGUCCCAUAACGCAGGAUGAGGCGAUCAAAGGCGGUGCCCCCGGGCCCAUUGAGCCCGUCCCUCAGCCUCGUCUGCGGCCAGGUCCCUCAACCAGAGGAAAGACCUCAGACCUCGUCAAGCAGCGAUACUCGACGCGGUUCAACAACCUGCCCGCCGAUUUCGACCCCUCCGCGCCGCCGAUGCCCGCUAUGCCCUCAAUUGACAGAUACGAGCAGGCGGAGCGCCGACCGCCGCCGUCGCGAGGGGGCGCCGCCCCCGUGCUGGACAUCAAGACCCUGCGAGACCCCAACCUCGUGCCCGACCAGUACGUGUCCAAGGUCCUGGGCGACGCCACCGAGGAGCAGAUCCAGGAGUUUGAGGAGACGCUGCGGAAGCUCAAGGCGCGUGCUGCGACGGACCUGCAGCAGAACCUGAUGCAGAACCGCACGCAGUUCAUCAAGAUUAGCAAGGAGGCCGAGAAGCUCAAGGGCGAGAUGCGGGCCCUGCGCAACCUGAUGGCUGACCUGAAGACGAAUACUACCGCACUGCGGGCGGCCUCGAUGAAGAACGACGAGCCGGCCAGUCUCCCGGGGCGGGGACCCGCGGGCUUGAGCAAGCGAGACAAAAGGAGCUCCGUUGCGGAUAGGAGCGCACUUUGGAACUCUCAGAUGCAAGCUUUGUACAAGAACGUUGAGGGGUCCCAGAAGUUUCUGCCCAACGCUGCGGGCCGCCACGUCGUGCAGAACGCCGGCCCGUGGAUUGAGCUGGACAAUGCGACGUACAAGUCUCGGAGAGCGAUGCAAAUCUUCUUGCUCAACGACCACCUGCUCAUUGCAUCACGCAAGAAGCGCAAGGUGGACGCUCCCAACACCGACACGUCCCGGGGCCCCAUGAUCAAGCUGGUCGCUGAUCGGUGCUGGCCGCUUCUGGAUGUCGAGGUCGUCGACAUGCCCGGCACCGGAGAGUCUUCCGGUGGCAGAAAUAAGCUGGCCGACGCCAUUAUGGUCCGCGGUGGCGGCCAGGAGUCUUUCAUCUACCGCACCGAGAAGCCUGAAGAUUCCGAGAAGAAGUCGCUACUUCUCAAUGUGCGGAAGGCGGUCGAGGAGCUUCGCAAGGGCCUGCAGUCCGAGAUGGAGGCCAACAACAAGGCGCGCGAAACCAUCAACUACUUUGCCUCGCGCGACCCGGGUCUGCUGCAGAAGACGGAGCUCCUGGAGACACUGUCUGACAUCAAGGACAUGCUCAUCGAGGUUGACGGCAAGCAGCAGAACCUCCGGUGGGUCGAGAGCCAGAUGGACGAACUCGACAUUGACGUGUCGCUUCAGAGGAUCGAGCCAGCUGUGGCUCGUGUGGAGAAGCUCAAGGGACUUGCGCGGGGGCUUAAGAGCAACGUUGUCGCGCAAGAUUUCAUCGACUUCAAGGUCGAGGAGCGGUGCUCCAAGCUGGCGGGCAUACUGAUCCACGAGGUUGAGAUGACGCACAACAACCAGUCCAAGACGAAGCGCAAUGUUAGCUGGCUAGCACGGCUCGGGUUUGAAGACAGGGCCAGGGAAGCGUAUCUGGCAGCGCGAAGCGACACUAUUCACAAGCGAGCGAGGCAAUGCAUCUUCCAGGGCGACCUGCACCUGUACAUCUGGCAGCUCUCGUUUGUCUACUUCACCAUCAUUCACAACACGAUGCAGUGCUUCCAGGGUUGCUUUCCGCCGCCCAUGAUGAGCGCGUGCGUCAAAUGGGCCAAGGAGCAGGUGGAGGCGUUCAACGCCAUCCUCGCGAGACAGCUGAGCAGCACCGAGCGUGGGGGGCAGGUCUGGACGCAGUGCAUGGAACGGGCAAAGGAGCACGCGCAGAAGCUAUCUGACGUCGGACUGGACUUUAAGGACCUUGUGGGCAGGGGCCUCGAGGAGGAGGCCGCCGCCCAUGCGUCUGCCGGCGCGGCAACGGCGACGCCGGUGGGCUUAGGGUUGGCGUAG
This is a messenger RNA of Purpureocillium lilacinum, 2037 nucleotides long. RefSeq names its product exocyst complex component exo84. Gene Ontology annotation, cellular component: exocyst. Gene Ontology annotation, biological process: exocytosis; intracellular protein localization; Golgi to plasma membrane transport. NCBI's taxonomy places the organism in Eukaryota, Fungi, Ascomycota, Sordariomycetes, Hypocreales, Ophiocordycipitaceae. The record is from RefSeq and is a predicted model, not a curated record.